Molecule: messenger RNA, 1769 nt
Organism: Drosophila yakuba
Lineage: Eukaryota; Metazoa; Arthropoda; Insecta; Diptera; Drosophilidae
Product: phosphoribosyl pyrophosphate synthase-associated protein 2
Exons: 8
Coding region: 248-1468 (406 amino acids)
Biological process (GO): purine nucleotide biosynthetic process; 5-phosphoribose 1-diphosphate biosynthetic process
Cellular component (GO): ribose phosphate diphosphokinase complex; cytoplasm
Molecular function (GO): ribose phosphate diphosphokinase activity; magnesium ion binding
Source: RefSeq, a predicted model, not a curated record
UUUUCGGAAGAGUGCGAAUAAAGUAAAGCGGUGUCGUGCAAAAAAGAGUAAUUAUUAAAUAACAAUUAUAAAUAGCUAAUAUACUUGGCCAGUGUGCGGUUGUGUCUGCCUGCACGAAAAACCUACUUUCUAUCGCCGGUUAACACUUUUAAAAAAAAGGAUAUAGAUCUAGGAAAGAAAGAAGAGAAAACUUGAAUAUAAAUCAAUAAACGUCGAGUUCAUAAAGUUAAAUCUUCGAAGAGUCAACAUGCUGCUGCAGCGGAACAAAUUAGGCAGCGUACGGCCACCAAAGCGUUGCAGGAGCGACAUGGACAACACCUCCACCUCGGACAUUGUCAUCAUCAAUGGCAACUCGCAUCCGGAUCUGGCCAACAUGGUGGCCGAGCGUAUGGGCAUCAAGAACGGGGGCUGCUCCGUGUUCCACAAGUCCAACAGGGAGACCAUUGUGGAGAUCAGUGAUUCCGUUCGAGGCAAGGACAUCUACAUCAUCCAAACGGGCACUAAGGAUGCCAACAACAACAUCAUGGAGCUGCUGAUCAUGGCCUACGCCUGCAAGACUUCCUCGGCUCGCUCGAUCGUGGGAGUGAUUCCAUACUUGCCCUAUUCCAAGCAGUGCAAGAUGCGCAAGCGCGGCUGCAUUGUGUCCAAGCUGCUGGCCAAGAUGAUGUGCACCUCUGGCCUUACGCACAUCAUCACCAUGGAUCUGCACCAGAAGGAAAUCCAGGGCUUCUUCGACAUACCCGUGGACAAUCUGAGGGCGUCGCCCUUUCUGCUCCAAUACAUUCAGGAGAGCAUUCCUGACUAUCGCAACUCGGUGAUUGUAGCUCGCAACCCAGGCGUGGCCAAGAAGGCCAACUCCUAUGCCGAGCGACUGCGUCUUGGCCUGGCCGUCAUCCAUGGCGAACAGAAGGAAACGGAUGCCGAUGAGGUCGACGGUCGCUACUCCCCUCCACCGACCAGUGCGUAUAGCAAUUUAUUAGGAAAUUCAGUUGAAAUGUGCUUACCAGCGACGCCUAGAAACUCUACUCCACAACACGCCCCAACCAGCAGCGCCCGCCAGCGAACCACCUCGGUGUCGGUGGGUGUUCCGGAGCACAUUGUCAAGGUCAAGCCACCGCUGACCAUUGUGGGAGACGUCAGUGGACGCAUCGCCAUCAUGGUGGAUGACCUGAUCGACGAUGUGCAGGCCUUCGUGGCCGCCGCUGAGAUGCUGAAGGAGAACGGUGCCUGCAAGAUAUACGUGCUGGCCACGCAUGGUCUGCUUAGCUCGGAUGCACCGCGUCAGCUGGAUGAGUCGCCCAUCGAUGAGAUCGUUGUAACCAAUACCAUUCCACACGAGAUCCAAAAGCUGCAGUGCCAUAAGAUCAAGACGAUCGACAUCUCCAUUCUGAUCGCUGAGGCCAUUCGCCGCAUCCACAACAAGGAGUCCAUGUCCUAUCUGUUCCGCAACGUAACGCUGGAGGACUAGGCCCACCCACACACCCACUCAUACAACCACUCACAAGUCACACAAAUAGUGUUGGAACCGACCCGUUUUGGGUAGUUUUUCGUUUGUUUAUCGCUUUUAGACAUCAAUUCAACGUGCGCCCAGCGCACGUAUGCUCAAAUAAAAUUGAUUGAUAUCCCAGAUAAUGUAGCACACUUUUAGGCCUCACAUAUACUCCACACUGUCCUACAUGUUGUGCGUUCAUCUACGGCUAACCACUUCCGUCUAGUUCUUAAGUCAGAGAUCCCACAACUUUGUCCAAAUAAAAGCCAAUUGUACACAA